AUGAGGAUGCUAUUAAAUUUUGUUAAAGGAUGCACUUCUUUUGAAAGUAUUAGAACGGUGAAUGGAGUGACAUAUUCAACUUUCAAGGGUGCAUGUUAUGCUUUGGGAUUAUUAGAUGAUGAUAAAGAAUGGAUUGACUGCUUAACUGAAGCUGCAAUUUGGACUACUGGAAAUGAAUUAAGGCAUCUUUUUGUAACAAUCCUCAUUCAUUGUCAGGUUUCUGAUGCGAGAAAACUUUGGCAAUCAAACUACACUACAUUGUCAGAAGACAUUGUUACAUUACAAAGAAAAAGAUUUAGAAUUAAGGAUCUUCAACUAAAUGAUAUACAAGUUGAAGCAUACACAUUGUUUGAAAUUGAAAGUAUCAUGCAAAAGAUGGGAAAAAGUUUGAAAGACAUAGAUGGACUGCCCCUGCCUAAUUCGUCUUUGAUGAGAGAAUCGGCUUAUGAAGCAAUACUACAAUCUGUAGAGAAUGAAGGUCAUUUAUUUUUCAUCUGUGGACACGGUGGUACAGGAAAAACAUUUCUAUGGAAUACACUUAUUACAAAACUUAGAUCAGAAUCGAAAAUAGUCUUGCCAGUUGCAACUUCAGGCAUAGCAGCUUUGUUAUUGCCUAAUGGCAGGACCACUCAUUCAAGGUUUCAUAUUCCCUUGGAGGUUUCAGCUGAGUCAACUUGUGAAAUUCGACAUGACACCCUACUAUCUGAACUCCUGAUGAAGACUUCAUUGAUCAUUUGGGAUGAAGCACCCAUGGCAAAUAAGUACUGCUUUGAAGCUUUAGAUAAGUCCUUAAGAGAUAUUCUAAGAACAAGGUAUGAGAAUAGCACUACCAAACCUUUUGGAGGACUUACAAUAGUAUGCGGAGGAGAUUUUCGGCAAAUAUUUCCAGUUGUGCCAAAGGGUACAAGAGCAGAUAUUGCUGACGCAUCUCUUAAUUCUUCCUACCUAUGGCCAUUUUUUAAAAUAUAUGAGUUGAAUCAAAAUAUGAGGCUCUAUAAUGGAAGUGUCGAUGAAUAUGAGGUUGCUAAAAUAGCCUAUUUCGAAAAAUGGUUGUUGCAGAUUGGGGAUGGUUCAUUAUAUGAUGACAUUGAUAAAGAACUUAUUAAAAAUCCAUUUAAAAUUUAUAAAAACCCAUCUAAUGAUCCCAUGAAUUCUAUUCUCGAAGCUAUCUACCCUUCACUAUUGCAUAAUUAUAGUGACUCAACCUAUUUGAAAGAAAGAGCAAUACUAAAUCCAAAAAAUGAAGUGGUCCAUGAGUUGAAUGAGAUGAUUAUGAAUAUGAUACCAGAAGAAGGGAGGAUUUAUUUAAGCUCAAACAGUAUAUGCAAAGCAAGCAUAAACACAAAUGAAGAGGAUCUUUUGUAUCCAAUUGAGUUAUUGCAUAGUUUGAAAUUUAAUGGCAUCCCAAAUCAUGACAUAAACCUAAAUGAAGGUGCUCCAGGAAUGCUCCUCAAAAAUCUAAAUCAAAUAGAAGGUUUAUGCAAUGGCACAAUAUUGAUUGUCACUCGCCUUGGUAAAUGGUCAAUUAGAGGUGAUAUCAUCUGA
Molecule: messenger RNA, 1545 nt
Organism: Cannabis sativa
Lineage: Eukaryota; Viridiplantae; Streptophyta; Magnoliopsida; Rosales; Cannabaceae
Exons: 2
Coding region: 1-1545 (514 amino acids)
Biological process (GO): DNA repair; telomere maintenance
Molecular function (GO): DNA helicase activity
Source: RefSeq, a predicted model, not a curated record